AUGUCGGGAUUUGAUCAGGACAAGUUUGCCCAGGACUUCCAGGCCCGUGCCCAGGUGGGUGGAAAUGGCCAGGCUCCCGGCCAGAACCAGAACCAGGGCCAAGGUCAAGGUCAAGGUCAGGGCCAGAACUUCCAGUAUAGUUUCCAACCGGGUCAGAACUUCCAACCUGGUGGUCAGACUUUUACUCCUGGACAAUAUGGCCAGUAUGGAGGCCAACAAUAUGGUCAAUAUGGCCAACAACAAUAUGGUCAAUAUGGUCAAUAUGGCCAGCAACAGGGCCAAUAUGGCCAAUAUGGACAACAGCAACAACAGUAUGGCCAGUACGAUAAUACCUAUAACCGCGGUGGUUAUAACAACAGAGGAGGUUACAACAAUUACAACCAAUCGUACAACAAUAACAAUAACUACCAGCAAGAAGACAGUGGAAGUACUAUGACUCUGGAAGAGUAUCAGAACAAGAAGAGCAGCCUGCCUCCACCACCUGCCAGAAGCAGACCUUUAGCAGGAGGUGCUGCUGCCACUCCUUCUUCUUCUUCUUCUGGCUCUUCUAUUAUCACCGGUACCAACAAACCCAAGGUUUUGAAGCUUGGUGAGGAGAAGAAGCCUGAGGCUAAGCCCGCUGCUGCAUCUACUCCAGCCAAGACUGAAGCCAAGACUGAAGCCAAGUCUGAGGUCAAGACUGAGACCAAGACUGAAGUCAAGUCUGAAGCCAAAACUGAAACCAAGACUGAAGCCAAGACCGACAGCAAGGCUUCUACUCCAUCUAUUACUCCUUCAUCCACUCCUAAGCCAGAAGGCAAAUCCAGUGCAGCAGCAGCUGCUGCAGCUGGUAAAAAGGCAGACUCACCAGCUCCAUCUGCUAAAAGUGGAGAGAAACAAGAUGCUGAUACAUUGACCAAACAACAGGAAGAAGAGCUCGACAAAGAGGUGCUUGCUGAUUUGUUUGGAUCUACUGGUGGUAAAGAGCAUAUGUCGAUUAUCUUCAUGGGCCACGUCGAUGCUGGUAAGUCCACUAUGGGUGGUAACUUACUGUACUUGACUGGUGCUGUUGAUAAGCGUACAGUUGAGAAGUACGAGCGCGAGGCCAAAGAUGCUGGUCGUCAAGGUUGGUAUCUGUCUUGGGUCAUGGAUACCAAUAAGGAAGAGCGUGCCGAAGGUAAGACUGUCGAAGUUGGUAAGGCAUUUUUCGAGACUGAAAAACGUAGAUACACCAUUUUAGACGCGCCCGGCCACAAGAUGUAUGUUUCCAGUAUGAUUGGAGGUGCUUCGCAAGCCGAUGUGGGUAUUCUGGUGAUUUCCGCUAGAAAGGGUGAAUAUGAGACUGGUUUCGAAAAGGGCGGUCAGACUAGAGAGCACGCUGUUCUUGCCAAGACUCAAGGUAUUAAUAAGUUGCUGGUGGUGGUUAAUAAGAUGGACGACCCUACUGUGCAAUGGAGUGGUGAGAGAUAUGAGGAGUGUACUAAGAAGCUGAGUGUGUUCCUCAAGGGCAGUGGAUAUAAUAAGACCGAAGUCACUUUCAUGCCAGUAUCUGGAUAUACCGGAGCUGGUCUUAAAGAGCGAGUUCCCAAGGAUCUGGCUCCUUGGUACGACGGACCCUCUCUUUUAGAGUACCUUGACGCCAUCUCCAUUGAGGAUCGUAAAUUAGGUGCUCCUUUCAUGAUGCCUGUUUCUGGUAAAGGUAAGGAUCUCGGAACCAUUGUCGAAGGUAAGGUCGAGUCUGGUAACGUUCGUAAGGGCGAGUCGUUGAUUCUCAUGCCUAAUAAAACCCCUGUCGAGGUUUUGGCGGUAUAUAACGAGUCUGAAGCCGAGGUGCCUGCUGCUAUUUCGGGUGACCAGACCCGUAUUAAACUCAAGGGCAUUGAAGAAGAGGAUGUACAAGUGGGAUACGUGCUGACGUCGGCUAAAAACCCCGUUCACACUGCCACUAAGUUCCAGGCCCAAAUCGCCAUUCUCGAGCACAAGUCCAUUAUCUCGACCGGUUACGGUUGUGUCAUGCACGUCCACACUGCCAUCGAGGAGGUGGUGCUGACCCAACUGCUCCACAAGCUAGAGAAGGGCACCGGCCGUAAGUCCAAGAAACCACCUGUGUUUGCCAAAAAGGGCAUGAUGGUCAUUGUAGAGCUCGAGGCAUCCGAACCCGUCUGUCUCGAACCCUUCAAGGACUACCCCCGUCUGGGCCGUUUCACCCUCCGUGACCAGGGCCAGACCGUCGCCAUCGGCAAAAUCACCAAAAUCGUCGCCUAA
This is a messenger RNA of Sugiyamaella lignohabitans, 2244 nucleotides long. It is a transcript of the gene SUP35, whose product is annotated as translation termination factor GTPase eRF3. The transcript has a single exon. Gene Ontology annotation, molecular function: translation release factor activity; GTPase activity; GTP binding. The coding region runs from base 1 to 2244 and encodes 747 amino acids. Lineage: Eukaryota; Fungi; Ascomycota; Dipodascomycetes; Dipodascales; Trichomonascaceae. The record is from RefSeq and is a predicted model, not a curated record. Gene Ontology annotation, cellular component: translation release factor complex. Gene Ontology annotation, biological process: translational termination; translation; nuclear-transcribed mRNA catabolic process, deadenylation-dependent decay.